Molecule: messenger RNA, 702 nt
Organism: Amphimedon queenslandica
Lineage: Eukaryota; Metazoa; Porifera; Demospongiae; Haplosclerida; Niphatidae
Product: ribonuclease Y-like
Exons: 8
Source: RefSeq, a predicted model, not a curated record
GAAAGCAUUUUUGCUAUUAUGAUGAUGAUGUUAAAGAGAGUGAUAUUUACUUGGCAAAGCAACCUAGAGGAAAGUCUGCGUCUACAAGUUCAGAAAUUUUGUAUGAGUUGGAGCCACUGCAUAAGCACCACAUACAGAUUACAACAAUUGGUUUUGGUGAAUCAGUUGUAUAUGAUCUAUCUAAACAAACACAGACGUCAUUAACAUCAGGUGAUAUUGAUGACUUAAAUAAAGAAAUUAAAGGAAAAGAUCAAGAGAUUGAACAUUUUAAAGCUUUUAUUAAAGAAAAAGAGAUUAGUGUCAUAAAAGAAUUUGAGUUCGUUCAGCAAAAAUUAAAUGCAAAAGACAAUGAAGUCAAUGCCCUCGCUAGUGAGUUAGCAUCAGUUAAAGAAUCAUCAGAGAGUCAGCUACAACAAAUAGAAAAAUUAAAAAUAAGACUUGAAGAGAGUCACAAGAUCAUUGAUCAAAAAGAAUCAGAGUUUGACUCAAUGCAAAAAGAACUGAUGAAGACAAAUGAAAGAUUAGAUCUACUAAAGGAGCAGCAUUUAUCUGAUGAAUCCAUGGGAAAAAUGCAAACUGCAUCAAAAGAGUCUGAAUUACGGGAUAAAGUUAAUAGAACAAAAAAUCGAGAAAUUGAAGAUUUACAAAAUGAAAAUAAGCAACUUAAAGCUGCCGCAACACAGAAAGAGGAAGAAUUAAUUG